Saccostrea echinata is the source of this 1488-nucleotide messenger RNA. RefSeq names its product centrosomal protein 15 kDa-like. Bases 274 to 762 code for a protein of 162 amino acids. Lineage: Eukaryota; Metazoa; Mollusca; Bivalvia; Ostreida; Ostreidae. The record is from RefSeq and is a predicted model, not a curated record. The transcript is spliced from 4 exons.
GUUAUGGAUAAUUAAUUUGGAGAGCGUAUUUACGAUCUGUGUAAACUAAACCUUUCCUUUUCAUAUUUGUUGGAUUGUCAGCUUCAACUGAUUCCUUAUUUUCUAUGCUCUGACAUGUUUUGAAGUAGCCUAUAAUAUUGGAAAAAUUGUGAUUUAUAAUAAGCUGAGAGAAGAUGAAAGACACUUCUGAAAUGGAUUUGAGGCCAGUUACCAACUUGUAUUCUUCAAGAAUAGCUGAAUGGAAAGACAGAGAGUUACAGUUGUCUCGAUUACAUGAGGAAAUGUAAGACUAUUAGAGUAGGAAAGAGGGAGACUCACUUGAAUUACAGUUUAGCUUACUCCAAAAACAGAGCAACGAGACUCCAAACCACUGAGCUUGUAGAUAUAGAAAAAGCACGUCAGAGGAAUGAAAAAUACUUACAGGAUUUAAUGUCAAUUAGUGAGAACUUAAAGGUGGAGGGAGACAACCCAGUUAGUCCCAGACUGGCCACUCUUCAGUCAAAUUAUUGGGCCAUGGUAAAAAGUCUCAAACCUCUUUGGGAAGAAAAUCUUCAUUUAGAUGACAACAGAACACCUAGAUCUCUCAUCUCCGAGCCCAGUGUUAGUGUGCAUGACAGUAGAGCUGCAACAAUUCCUGGAAGUGCGAGAUCUCAGAAAUCGGCAAAUGUCAACUUCAGAGCUCCUGUAGAAAAAUCUGAACCAAAAGUUGUCAAACAAACUGUAAAAAAACCAGAAAGAAAGUCAAAGAAACUGAAGAAAUGACAUGUUAUUAAUAUUGUUUACUGCAUAAAUUGUUCAUUUCAAAUUUCGUGGCAACUAAAAAAAAUUCUCAGUAGAAAUGAGGUAGUUUUGUUAUUACAAAUGUACUACUUAUUGGAUGUUUACAAAAAGAGGUGAAGGGAAUGUUUCAUCAUACGUAAUUCUGUAUCUGAUGUGUUAAAAUCUCAUUGCAUGUGAUCCUUCAUCUCUUGUGGGAAUGUCUCAGCAUAUGUUAUUCUUCAUCUCAUGAAGUACCGUAAUUAGUCUCAUUGUAUGCCAUUCUUUGUCUCAUCAUGUUUUUCUGUAUCUCAUGAGGGAAUGUCGCAUUGUAUGUUAUUUAUAAAGGUACACGUACAGUGUAUUUGUAUUUCAUGAGGGGUAUCUCAUAUGUAAUUUAAAUACUUUUCAUGAAGGAAUGGUACAUGAUUCUUAUCUUUUUUUAUACAUCAUCUGUUAUCUUCAUGAGGGAAUGUCUCAAUACAUAUAAGUACACAAUUCUGAAUCUUUAUUAGGGAUGUCUCAUCAUAUGUAAUUUUGUACUUGUAUUUUCAUAACAGAAUACAUGUAUCUCAUUAGAUGCUAAGUAAUUCUGUAAAGGAGUAUCUCUUCAUAUACACAUACAUGAAUAUAUAUUAAUUGUAUUUCCAUAAGAGAAUGACUGUCAUUUGUAUAACUACAAUGUACCUGAUAUAUCUGACAAUACUCUUUUAUAUAAAAUGAGAAAACUUG